This is a messenger RNA of Pangasianodon hypophthalmus (striped catfish), 2005 nucleotides long. It is a transcript of the gene rdh5, whose product is annotated as retinol dehydrogenase 5 (11-cis/9-cis). The record is from RefSeq and is a predicted model, not a curated record. Bases 179 to 1225 code for a protein of 348 amino acids. Gene Ontology annotation, molecular function: oxidoreductase activity. The transcript is spliced from 7 exons. Lineage: Eukaryota; Metazoa; Chordata; Actinopteri; Siluriformes; Pangasiidae.
UUUUUUCAUAGUUGCUCCUGUGCUUCCUGGUUCUAAGUGUAUUGUGUUUUCUACUUGAUUUCCUGGUCAUAAGUAUGGAUUUACCUUUGACUGUGUGUCCCUGUUCCAUGCUCCCACUUAACACUUAAAUAAAACAGUGGCUGGAUCUGUACUGGCAUGUAGUGUCUGUGUGUGUCUAAUGACCUUUGUUGUUUGGAACCUGCAUCAUUCAGCACUCCCCAUGGACAUGGAGCUAAUAUACGAAUAUAUCAGUAAAGAUCACCUGUUCUCGUACGCUCUUGGUGCCUUUGUGCUGUUGUGGGCUUUGAUAUGGCUGUACCGUGACAGCCUGGAAAUCGACAAAAUCAAAGAGAAGUACGUGUUCGUCACCGGCUGUGAUUCAGGUUUCGGGAACCUAUUAUGUAAACGACUGGACAAACGUGGUUUCCGUGUGUUGGCUGGUUGCUUGACAGAAAAAGGAGCAGAUGACCUGAAGAGAGUGACGGGACCUUAUCUGAAGACCUGCAUACUGGAUGUUACUAGAACAGCUAGCAUUCAGAACGCUGUGGAAUGGACGAAGAAAGAGGUUGGAGACAGAGGACUCUGGGGGAUCGUGAACAAUGCAGGAUGCUCGUUACCCAUGGGUCCUUCUGAAUGGAUGCAGAUUGAGGAUUUCCACAGCACUCUAAGGGUCAACAUGACUGGUGUGAUCGAGACGACCAUGAAUUUUCUGCCACUCGUCAAGAGAGCCCGUGGCCGAAUUGUUAAUGUGGCUUCAGUGCUGGGCAGAGUGGCAGCGAACGGAGGUGGAUACUGCAUUUCCAAGUUUGCAGUGGAAGCCUUUUCUGAUUGCCUCAGGAGGGACAUUCAACAUUUUGGAAUCAAAGUGUGUAUAAUAGAACCUGGGUUCUUCAAGACCCAGGUGACAAGCCUGGAACCACUCGAACGGGAACUUCAUCGCCUGUGGAACCAACUGACGCCUGAAGUGAAAGAAAGCUAUGGAGAAAAAUAUCUGGAUAAGUACAUCAACGUACAGAGGCUGAUUAUGAAUGCUAUUUGUGAUGCUGAUUUGAGUAAAGUGACCAACUGCAUGGAGCAUGCUCUGUCUGCUGCUCACCCAAGGACCCGAUACAGUGCUGGCUGGGAUGCCAAACUCCUCUGGAUCCCUCUCUCUUACAUGCCAGCUUGUGUUGUUGACAUUGCACUAAGACUGGUGUUGCCACGGCCUGCCAAGAGUGUUUUAUAGAUCCAAACUUAAGUUGAAAUUGACCAUAUCAAGUGUUCCCUAAGUAAUUUAGACAAGAGUUUAAAGUAGUAUACUCAAAAGGAUGAUUUACUUGUAUUUCCACUGUAUUUAAGUGAUGCAAAGUAACUGAUCUUGCCUGUGUAUAUUUUGCCUUGUUCGAUUAAGUUGAGAAAUUGCUAUCGUUUGUUCUUCUAUGUUACAGGUGACAUCUUGAUCAAUUCAAAAUUGCCUUAGCUGCCAGUAAACCAAAAAUGUCUGACCAAAUAUUUUGUUUAUAACCAGCCUGUGCCUUUUUCUCACUAUAAUUUUUUUGGCUGAGCAACAGCAAUAUUUUAAAGAAAGUAUAAUAUAAGUUUCGGAAACACUAAAGAUGUGAAUAAAACCAUUAUUUAAUACAAUUAAGUCAAGUUUAUGUAAUAAAGUAAAUUACACCAAUGUAUACCUGUAAAUCAAUAAAAUUGAAUUAAACAAUCUUAUCAACCCCUCAAAGGUAAAAUUGUCAGCCUACAACUCUUUGUUCAACAGUGUGUAUGCCUUUUUCAUUUAAAAUGAUUCAUCUUGGCCAAAUUAUUAAAGGAAUAAUUCUGCCAAAAACUGAAUUUACCCUUUAACCCAAAUGUGGUUAAUUGGACAGGACAUGUCUAGUGUCUGAACUUUGCUUCAGACAUUAUGUACUGGAUCUACGAGGCUGAUGUUGCAUCGUUCAAACUGCAUGCAUAAAUCCUUAGAUACUCACUUCAAACUGCAUCAAGUUGUUCAUUACAUCAUACAGAUUUCCUU